CCUAAUAAAUUCCUCGAGAAAUCUAUGUUGCAUGAUACUCCCUCCAACGCCAGAAGCUCUGCCGAAAACAAACACAAAAACACAGGAGAGGGAGGCGACAUCGAUUCCUCCGCGCCGCCGCUUCCUCCCGUCGUCCUGACCGGUCCGAUACCCCGAUGCCGUCGCGCUCGCUCCGCGUCGCCGUCAUCGGCGCCGGGGCCGCCGGCCUGGUGGCGGCGCGCGAGCUGCGACGCGAAGGCCACGCCCCCGUCGUGUUCGAGCGCACCGACGGCGUGGGCGGCACCUGGGUCUACGAGGCCGAUGCCGACGCGUCCGCCUCGCCGGAGCCGCUCGUCACCCAGCGGCGCUCGAACCUCGACGCGUCCCUCCGCACCAACCUCCCGCGCGAGUGCAUGGGCUUCCUCGACUUCCCCUUCGUCGCGGGCCCCGACGGCGACACCCGCAGGUUCCCCGGCCACGCGGAGGUGCUCCGGUACCUCCAGAGCUUCGCGCGGCGGUUCGACCUCGACGGCCUCGUCCGGCUGGAGACGGAGGUGGUCCGGGUGAGCAGGGAGACGAGCGGCACUAGCUGGCGCGUCAGGUACUCGAGGAAGGCGUCCGGCAGCGAGAAGCGCGAAACGGAUGAGGAGGUGUUCGACGCCGUCGUCAUCUGCAACGGCCACUACUCCCAGCCGCACUUCGCCGACGUUGCCGGCGUGGAUGCUUGGCCUGGGAAGCAGCUGCACAGCACCAGCUACCGUGUGCCCGAGCCAUUCCACGGCCAAGUUGUCGUGGUGAUAGGGUGUGGACCGAGUGGCACGGACAUCUCGAGGGACAUCGCUGGCGUCGCCAAAGAGGUCCAUCUCGCCAGUAGAUGGUCGCUUUCUGCCACCAGCGAGAAGCUGCCCGGACAUGCUAAUAUGUGGCUUCAUUCCGAGAUCGACCGUGCUCAGGAAGACGGGAGUGUGGUUUUCCACGACGGAAGUCGGGUCAAAGCGGAUGUCAUCAUGCAUUGCACCGGAUACAAGUACAACUUCCCAUUCCUCACCAACGAUGCAACCGUCUCCGUGGACGACAAUUGUGUCGAUCCACUGUACAAGCAUGUGUUCCCGCCACAGGUUGCUCCUCGACUCUCCUUCAUCGGGUUGCCUUUAAAGGUGGUCCCUUUUCCACUGUUCGAGCUGCAGAGCCACUGGGUGGCCGGCGUUCUGUCGGGGCGAUUCAAGCUCCCAUCUAAGGAUGAGAUGGUGCGAGACGUGACGGCCUUCCACUCGCGUCUGGCCGCUCGCGGAUGGCCCCGAAGAUACACCCACAGACUGCGAGACCGCGAGUUCGAGAACGAGGACUGGCUCGCGGAGCAAUGCCGGCGGGGCGGGCCCGAGGGGUGGAGGAGGGAGAUGUUCGACGCGGCGAUGCAGGUCAUGGUGGAACGCCCGGAGAACUACCGGGACGAGUGGGACGGCGGUGACUACGACCACCUGCUGGCCCAAGCAAACCGAGAUUUCGCGGCGCAUUGUCAACGCCCCUGACAGACCAGGGCCGCAAGUCAGCGACAACAGCGACCGCGUCGCCUCUGCACCGCGGUCGACCCGGCCCAGGAAGCCCAACCCACGCGUCUUCGGGCCGACGUGGGCUAACUGAAGCCCACCUGCGCCGCUACUUGAGGAGGCGAGAGAGGUUGCAUCAUCCAUCCAGAGGAUCAUCGAACGAAUCGACGGCGGCUACCUAGCUCACUCCCGAACCCUAGUUCCUCUUGUUCUUCCCAUUCGAGCCCCGCUCCUUGUAAUCGAUCUGUAAUAGCUACUACUUCAGAGAGCAAUAGAUCGAUCGUGCACCACUA
Messenger RNA from Triticum aestivum (bread wheat), 1819 nucleotides. Its product is annotated as flavin-containing monooxygenase FMO GS-OX-like 4. Gene Ontology annotation, molecular function: N,N-dimethylaniline monooxygenase activity; NADP binding; flavin adenine dinucleotide binding. The transcript has 7 exons. The record is from RefSeq and is a predicted model, not a curated record. Bases 156 to 1508 code for a protein of 450 amino acids. NCBI's taxonomy places the organism in Eukaryota, Viridiplantae, Streptophyta, Magnoliopsida, Poales, Poaceae.